AUGUUAAAAGAUCUCAAUCCAAGGUACAGAUUCAAUAUUUAUUUAAAGUUGCGAAUACAAGCAUUGUAAAUCAUUUUUUUAAAUCAACUUUAUGACUAUGAAAUGGACAAAAUCAGUAUCACUUCCUGUUCCAAAUAGUAGUUACUCUAUUUCAGAUGAUGUUAGAUUCAUAAAUUAGAAGGGAAAUAUCAAACAAAAGACACUAGUCAAUAUUGAAAAUUAUUUGUUCUACAAAACAAAGAAGGUAAAAGAUGUGAUAUAAUAAAAUAAGGAUAAAUUAAAAUGGAUUGAUUUUGAGAAUGCAAUUAUUGAAUUAUUUCAUCAUUAACAAUUAGGUCAUGCAAUACGACUAAUUAAAUGUUUCGAUAUUGUUGAAAUAUUUUGUGAUUCUUAAUCCUGGUUCAAAUACCUUAAACGAUAUACUAUUUAAUCUGAUUUCAAUUCUAAUUACAUUUUAAGAAAAAGAAUUGGUAAAGGUUCAUUCUCUGAGGUACCAUUAAAUAUUAUUAUAUAUUGAUAGGUUUUUAAGGCAAAGAAUAAAAUUGAUGGAAAUGAAUAUGCAAUUAAGAUAUAUUAAAAAUCCAAUUUAUUUGAUGAAGUUGAUAGAGCUGCCAUAUUAAAAUAAAUAUCAGUUCUUAGAAGAAUGUAAUCAGAUUUUACUAUUAAAUUUUAUGAACUCUUUGAAAAUACUGAUCAAAUAUUAUUAGUUUAAGAAUUACUUAUUGGAGGAAAUUUAAUGGAUUAUAUUGUAAGAGAAAAUUUCUUUUCUGAAGAUCAAGCUGCAAAACUUAUCUUUCGAUUAGUUAAAGCAGUUAAUUAUAUUCAUUCUAAAAAUAUUAUACAUCGUGAUAUUAAACCAGAAAAUUUAGUUUUCAGAUUUUAAGAUAAUGUUGAAACUAUUUGUAUCAAAAAAUUCCAAUUAGCUGAUUUUUAUAAUCCUGAUGUUAACUAUCAUUAUAUAUGUUGUGGAACACCUGGAUUUAUUGCUCCUGAAAUAUUAUUAAAUUAAAAUUAUGAUUAAAAAGUUGAUGUAUUUAGUAUUGGUGUUACAUUAUAUAUUUUAAUGACUGGAUAAAUGCCAUUUGAAGGCAAUUUUGAAAAGAGAUUAGAAUAAAAUGUUGAAGGAUUAGUUGAUUUUAGUAUGAUUAAUUUAAGUAUUCUUGGAAUGAACUUUAUUAAAACUACUCUAUAACCUAAUCCAGAAGAGAGAUUAACAUCUCAUUAAUGUUUAAAUCAUAAAUGGUUUGUUUAAGAAUAACUAGCUAAAUAUAAUUAAAUUUCAUUAAAAAAACCAAUCUAAUUAUAAAAUCAAUUUAUUGUUAGGAGAAUGAAAUAAGCUAAAACCUUAACCUUCAGUCCUUCAUCUCCUAGAAGUUAAAUUUCUAUAUAAAGUCCUCGAAAUCAUAAUCUAUAAUAAGAAUAAAAAAAAUAACAUCCCAUUUUAGUUGGAAGUCACACUGAAAAACUAAUUGGACCUUAUUCUACUUCAAAAAGCAUUCAUUUUGAAUAAAUAUAAUCUUAACCAACUGAUGAUGAUGAUUAAAAUUAAGAUUUCAGUAAUUUAAAAUCAGCUAGAAAAAAAACUUAAUCAUUUGUUAUUAAAUCUACCUCAACAGCAAAGAAUUUUCCUAUUUUAAAAUCAAAAUUUAAAUGA
Paramecium sonneborni is the source of this 1654-nucleotide messenger RNA. NCBI's taxonomy places the organism in Eukaryota, Ciliophora, Oligohymenophorea, Peniculida, Parameciidae. The record is from the annotation of a GenBank genome assembly.